AUGACUGGCUUCGAUAUCCCAAGCGAGCAAUGGGCACAGGUGGUUGAGAAGUCGGGCGGCCCCGUCGUCUACAAGAAGAUCCCCGUCCAGAAGCCCGGGCCGGAUGAGGUGCUUGUCAACGUCAAGUACUCGGGCGUCUGCCACACAGAUCUGCACGCCAUGAUGGGCGACUGGCCGCUGGCGACCAAGCUGCCGCUCGUCGGCGGGCACGAGGGCGCCGGCGUGGUGGUGGCCAAGGGCGAGCUGGUGACGGACAUCGAGGUCGGCGACUACGCCGGCAUCAAGUGGCUCAACGGCAGCUGCCUGGCCUGCUCCUUCUGCAUGCAGGCCGACGAGCCGCUGUGCCCGCACGCGCUGCUGUCCGGCUACACGGUCGACGGCAGCUUCCAGCAGUACGCCAUCGCCAAGGCCGCCCACGUGGCGCGCAUCCCCAAGGACGUCGACCUCGAGGCCGUGGCGCCCGUGCUCUGCGCCGGCAUCACCGUCUACAAGGGCCUGAAGGAGUCCGGCGCGCGCCCGGGCCAGUGGGUCGCCAUCGUCGGCGCGGGCGGCGGCCUGGGCAGCAUGGCGAUCCAGUACGCGAAGGCCAUGGGCAUGCACGUGAUCGGCAUCGACGGCGGCGAGGAGAAGCGCCAGAGCUGCAAGACACUCGGCGCGGCCGCCUACGUCGACUUCAUGACCAGCAAGGACCUGGUGAGCGAGGUGAAGGCGGCGACGCCCGACGGGCUGGGCCCGCACGCCGUGCUGCUGCUGGCCGUGUCGGAGAAGCCGUUCCAGCAGGCCACCGAGUACGUGCGCAGCCGCGGCUCCGUCAUCUGCAUCGGGCUCCCCGCCAAGGCCUUCCUCAAGGCGCCCGUCUUCGACACCGUCAUCCGCAUGAUCUCCAUCAAGGGCAGCUACGUCGGCAACCGCCAGGACACGCAGGAGGCGCUCGACUUCUUCCAGCGUGGGCUCGUCAAGGUGCCGUUCAAGACGGUCGGCUUGAGCGAGCUGCAGAACGUGUACGACUUGAUGAAGGCGGGCAAGAUCGUGGGGCGGUACGUUGUUGAUACCAGCCGAUAA
Chaetomium strumarium is the source of this 1062-nucleotide messenger RNA. RefSeq names its product dehydrogenase-like protein. Lineage: Eukaryota; Fungi; Ascomycota; Sordariomycetes; Sordariales; Chaetomiaceae. The record is from RefSeq and is a predicted model, not a curated record. The transcript is spliced from 2 exons. The coding region runs from base 1 to 1062 and encodes 353 amino acids. Gene Ontology annotation, cellular component: cytoplasm. Gene Ontology annotation, molecular function: alcohol dehydrogenase (NAD+) activity; zinc ion binding.